AUGGAAGAUAGACCAAGGUGGAAUCUUGAUGAUUCCAGUGGUAGUGGCAAUCCUGGGCGGAUAACAUCUCCUGGUCUGACCCGCAGGAAUAUUGCCAACAGUGGCGGACAUGGUGGCCCUCCACAAAUGAGCUAUGAUCCAACAAACAACAUGAACAAUAUCAACAUCAACAACAAUAACAAUAACUACAAUAACAACAACUACAAUAAUAAUAAUAAUAAUUUUGGAAACAGUAUGAGUAGCAAUCAAAGUGGUGGAGGUGGAGAAUGGGACAUGGGACUGUCGCACACUGGAAUAUUCCCUCACACAAGAGGUGACAAGGAUGAUCAUACUAUGCUCAGGGCUUCACAAAAGGCAUCAUCGUUCUUCCCCAUCAGAGAGGGAGACGCUUCGGCUCACGCUCAACACGAGACCGAGUUGGAGAAGAAGCUCAAGGAGGCUCAGGCCACAAAGAACAGGACCGGAAUGUUUGUCUACGCCAAACAUCUAUUCUACAGUAUCCCUCACAAGAAGAAGGAGAGCGUUGACAUCCUCAGUGACAUAUCAUUCCUGCUCAAGCCCAAGGAGAUGACACUGAUCCUUGGUUCGCCAGGUUGUGGAAAGACUGCCCUCUUCAAGACUCUCGCGGGCCAAGUCAAGGCAGACAAACUACGUGGCGACCUCCUCUUCAAUGGCCGUCCGAUAAACUAUCACAACCAUCAUCGCGAGUUGUCAAUGGUCACACAAGAUGAUGAUCAUUAUGCCCUGUUGACUGUUAAGGAAACAGUUAGAUUCGCGUUGGACUGCACUGGAGACCCGCUACUUACCGCGGCAGAAAAGGAGGAGCGUGUGGAGAUAUUGUUGAGAACAAUGGGACUGGACCAUGUCAAGAAUACGCUGGUCGGUGAUAACUUGGUGCGUGGUGUAUCUGGUGGCCAGAAGAAGCGUGUGACAAUCAGCACCAGCAUCAUUAAGGGUGCGGACCUGAUACUGAUGGAUGAGCCAACCACGGGUCUGGACAGUUCGACCGCCUACGAUCUGUUAUGUACCGUGCGCAAGUUUGUAGACAUCCUCAACGUGACGGCAUUGGUCACACUGCUCCAGCCUAGUGCACAGCUCUCUUCACUCUUUGACAAUCUGAUCAUCCUGACCGAGGGCAAGAUCGCCUACUUUGGACCUAUGAGUGAGGCACUGGACUACUUCGAGUCUCUUGGAUUCAUUUGUCCCAAACACAGCAACCCAUCAGAGUUCUUCCAGGAGAUUGUUGAUGACCCAGCCAGAUAUUCAUACCAUCGUCCACCGAGAUGCCAGACUCCUGAUGACUUUGUGAAUGCAUACCGUGCAUCACCAUUGUAUCAAAGUGUCCUGGCGACUAUUGACGCCAAUCCAAGUGGCGUGUUGCCACCUCGUACCAAGGAGGACUUUAGUGACAACACCGACCUGCCAAAGUUCGCACAGCCAAUGUACAAGCAGACAUUCUUCACUGUCAAGCGUGGAUUCAUCAUGGCCAAGAGGAACUACAUCAAUGACUUGGUUAGGAUAUUGAAGGGCACGAUCGUGGGCUGCAUCCUCGGUUUCCUUUUCUACCGUCUCGAUCACAACCAGUUGGGUGGCCAGAACAGGUUCGGUCUGAUCUUCUUUGCCAUGACAUUCAUCAUCUUCUCAUCUUUCGGUGCGCUCCAGGAGUUCUUCCAACAUCGACACAUGUUCAAUGUACAGCGGAAGGCGUACUACUAUGGCACUCUACCAUUCUUCACGUCCAACAUGACCUACGAUCUUCCAGCCAGAAUCAUCGAAAUCCUAGUAUUUGCCUCAAUCGUCUACUGGGUGAGCAACAUGCGUGCAACCUUUGUACGCUUUGGAUAUUGGUUAAUCAUGUUCCUUUUAGUUGAUCAAUUGUCGGUUGCCUUUAUUAAGAUGUUCUCAUCGUUCUCUCCAAAUGUAGCCAUUGGAAAUGUGAUAUCUGGUGCGGUAAUGGGUAUAUUCUUGCUCGUGUCUGGUUUCAUGGCGCCAAGGAAUGUCACACCAGGAUGGUGGAUAUGGCUGUACUACUUGUCUCCAUACACCUAUGUCUUCCAGGGAUUGGCCAUCAAUGAGUUCCAGGGCCAGCCAUACCAUUGCAAGACCAAGGAGUACGUCCCACCAAUCGGUUACCCACUUCUCAACGUGUCCGUGGCCGAUGGCGGUUAUGGCGGUGCCCAAGCCUGCCAGUACACCCAUGGAGAGCAGUUCCUACGUCUCUUUGGAAUGCACACCAACAAUGGAUACAAGUACAUUUGUAUUGUGAUCGUAGCAAUCUUCACAAUAUUCUGUACCUUUGUCGCAUUCCUCGGCAUGCACUUCAUCCGCUUCAAUACCAAGCCCAAGGAUCAGAAGCGCAUUCCUGUCAAGGGAUUCCUCGGCUACCUCGGCAUGACAGAGUCCAUCGAAAAGUCCAACGCCAGCCGCAAAUUGAAGCGCGCAUCCAAGCUUAGCAAGGGCAGUGAUCACUCCGCAGUUCAAACAGACAAUGCAGGAAACAUUAUAAUACCACCCAAUGGAGAUCCUACGACGGGGGCCGCGCGUCAGAGCCGCUCGGACACCACCGCGGCGGCAGCAGGCUCAUCAUCAGGCGCGAUCACAGGUGAUGGAAGCUACAUAUCAUUCGACACACUGUCAUACGCUGUGGACUAUCAAAAGCCGGACGAGAACAAUCCAAAGAAGAAGGUCAAGGUCAAGUUGCAACUCUUGGACAAGAUAUCCGGAUAUGCCAAACCAGGUGAGAUGUUGGCGCUGAUGGGUCCUUCUGGCGCUGGAAAGAGUACACUGUUGGAUGUUAUUGCAGGAAGAAAGACUGGAGGAUACAUUGACGGCCAGAUCCUCGUCAAUGGCAAGCCCAAGGACAAAUUCUUCACACGUGGCGCUGCAUACAUUGAGCAACAGGACAUCUUGCCACCCACACAAACAGUGCGCGAAGCCAUCAUGUUCAGUGCCAACCUUCGUCUUGACCCAACAGUUCGCACACCUCAGGAUCGCGCCAAUAUGGUUGAUCGUAUCAUCAACAUUCUCAUGCUCACCAAGAUCAAGGACCUACCCAUUGGUUUGCUGGGCGAUGGUAUCUCGCUGUCCCAAAGAAAGCGUGUCAACAUUGGAGUGGAGCUGGCAAGUGGACCCGAGAUCAUCUUCCUUGAUGAGCCAACCUCUGGUCUGGACUCAGGUGCCGCCUACAAGGUGAUCAAGUUGGUGAGUCGUGUGGCCAAGAACUUCAAGAGGACAAUCAUCUGCACGAUCCAUCAGCCUUCAGUGUCCAUCUUUGAGAAGUUUGACAAGUUACUCCUGCUGAAGAAGGGUGGCGAGACCAUCUACUUUGGUCCACUCGGUCACAACAGUGAGACUGUGCUCAGUUUCUUUGCACGAUCAAACAUGCACAUUGCUCCUCAUUACAACCCUGCAGACUUUGUGCUGGAGGUUGCCGAUGGCACUAGGAAGCCUGUCGAUCCCGCUGGCAACCCCAUACCAUACGACCCAGUGGAAGAGUACAAACAAUCACAAUACGCCACGACCACACAAGAUGAGCUGCGUGCUGGCAUCCUGCCACCCAACUACACGUCCAAGGUGUACACGGAGGAGUUCGCCGUUGGCUGGGCCACCCAGUUCCGCCAUCUCCAGAAGCGUGCCUUCAUCAGCAGAUUGCGUCGUCCGAUGAUCAUCGCAUCCAACAUCAUGCGUUCAAUCGUCCUGUCCGUUCUCAUUGGUACACUCUUUGUCAACCUUGGCCGUGAGCAACAAGAUGCCAGAAGUCUUGUCGCCAUCAUUUUCUUCUCCCUGCUCUUUGGAGGAAUGUGUGCCAUUGCCAUCAUCCCCGUGGUGUGUCUCGAGCGAUCAGUAUAUUACCGUGAGCGAUCGGCUGGAUUCUAUCGUGUGUCGCCCUACAUGCUCACGUACCUGAUCUCGGGCUAUCCGUUCCUGUUCCUGGCGGUGGUAGCCUAUGUCGUGCCAGUAUUCUUCAUCACGGAUAUGAACGGAGGGCACAGUCAAAAGUUCUUCUUCUUCCUGUUCAUCCUGUUCAUCGUGUACAUCACGAUGGACAUGAUCGCCUUCUUCCUAUCGAGCGCGAUGCCUAACGAUGUGGUGGCCACACUGAUCAUGGGUGUGAUGCUGUCGCUCUCAUCACUGUUUGCAGGUUUCAUGAUUCCUCGGCCAAGUAUAGCCAAAGGUUGGCUGUUCCUACAUUACAUGGACGUCAUCAGGUAUCCGUUCGAAGCAUUGGCCACCGACCAGUUUGACGGGUCACACUACAAGUGUACCAAUAACAAGGGAGCGGUUCCUGUCAAUCUCAAUGUCACACCAGAGCAAGUCAAAUGGUUCUGUCCAAUCCAAGAUGGCACCCAAUAUCUGGAAAGCUAUGGAUUCCAUCGUUAUCUUCGUUACAUUGACAUUGGAAUCAUGUUUGGAUUCUACUUCAUCUUCUUCAUCGGUUCAUACCUGGCACUAAAGUUCAUCAGAUGGCAAGUCAGAUAA
Messenger RNA from Acytostelium subglobosum LB1, 4479 nucleotides. RefSeq lists its product as hypothetical. Gene Ontology annotation, cellular component: membrane. The record is from RefSeq and is a predicted model, not a curated record. The transcript is spliced from 4 exons. The coding region runs from base 1 to 4479 and encodes 1492 amino acids. Gene Ontology annotation, molecular function: ATP binding; ABC-type transporter activity; ATP hydrolysis activity. Gene Ontology annotation, biological process: aggregation involved in sorocarp development; sorocarp morphogenesis. Lineage: Eukaryota; Evosea; Eumycetozoa; Acytosteliales; Acytosteliaceae.